Molecule: messenger RNA, 508 nt
Organism: Sesamum indicum (sesame)
Lineage: Eukaryota; Viridiplantae; Streptophyta; Magnoliopsida; Lamiales; Pedaliaceae
Product: cold-regulated protein
Source: RefSeq, a predicted model, not a curated record
UGAGCCCUGCACCGAGGCAGGCAAACACGUGGUGAGCUCCGAUCAGAGAGCAACACCUGUCAUCUGCAGCAGCGCCACUGCAAACGUGGCCGCACAACAUUCCGCCACGAAUCAAAUCUUCCCCAAGUUCUAAUCAGUUCAAAUUCUGCUAUAAAUUAAGGGCCGUACUUUUCCCAUCACCGUCGUCGAAAUUCAACAAAUCCGCAGCGAAUAGCUUAUUAGAGUUAGAGCAAUGGCAGUUGGUGUUCCGAUAUGCGUGGAGUGCGGGACGAGGAGCAACCCAUGCAGGUGCAAGGUGGUGGGGCCGACCAUCGGUUUCCUGGCCUUCGCGGCGGCGGCGGUGGUGGAGUGGCCGGUGGGCGCCCUGGUCUACUGCUUCCGCCACAUGAAGGGACGCCGCAUCAUGGCCCAUCCCGCCACCGUCGUUUAACCCGCCGUCGCCGCAUCAUGGCCCAUCCCGCCACCGUCGUUUACCCCGCCGUCACUAAUUCCAUUCCAAUAUAGUUAA